AUGGAUCCUGAAACUGUUCUCAAUGGUGUCCAUUGCGUGCGAACGCCUAUCCAGCAGCAACACCCGCAACAUCAGGUACAUCCCCCUCCCGGCACAUCACGCCGUCCACACCCGUCAGUCCAGGCCAGCCAUGUCCAGUUCUUCCCCUCAAGCUCUCCAGAGGUUCAGAGACAAACACAAGCUCCGCAUGACGCGUCCGGGACUGUUGACACCAGUCCGCAUCCAAAUGUGUCACAAGGAAGCAACAUACCACCAUCCUCAUUCAUAGGAAGCCCGGUGCGGCACUACCCACCAUCGUCAUUUCAGCCAAAUAACUAUCCGGGACAAUAUACGUCAUCCCAGCAGCACCUACCAUUUUCAACCGCACACCCACAAAUUUAUCCAUACACUCAAGCUCGUGUAUAUGCACCACACUCGCCUUUGGAACACGAUCAGUACCAACAACAUCUACUGGGCUUCCGACCCAUGAUGCAGGCGCACUCACCAUCUAAUGUGGGUUCUUAUCCGCCGGCUGGGAAUUCGGGAAUGCAUCCCACUACCCAUAGUCCCCCAGCUCACUCUCCGCUACCUGUGCAGCAGCCUCCUCCUGGCACCUCUGGUUCACAUAGCACAUCGCAGUACCAGCCUAUGCGUUAUCCCAGCCCAUGCCAUCCUUACCAUUACAAUCAUGCGUAUCAGCCAAACCCGUACCAGUGGUACUAUGGUUCACCAGUUCCACCUGGAUUUAACGAGGGCAUCCCCGUGCAUUAUCAACCUCAGUACCCAAUAAACUUCCCACCCCAGCAGGACUCACCUUCAUCCGACCUGGAGACACGUUUUUCUCAAGUCUCCAUUCAUGGCGGACCUACUUCACCUACACAGUCAACUGCUCUACCCGCUACUCUAUUGGCAAGGCAUCCACCUCAGGUACCUACGUCAGCAGCUCCCUCAUCAUCACCGGUUCCUGCAUCGACCUCUCCCGUAGCAUCUACUCGCCCCGAACGUCAUGCUCUUCCCCCAUCAACGACUACUAAUUCAUCCCGCCCUCAUUCUGAACGUCCCCUUGUACGUCGGGCUUAUCACCCCAAUCCUCCCGCCCAUAGAUCUGAAUGGGUGAUGUGGAUAGGGAAUGUUUCAGGGGAUGCCACCCAUGACGAGCUCUGGAGAUUCCUGAAACGCCCCACCUCUAUUGACAACGACUCAUCUGAGCCUGAAGACAGUGGUGUCUCAUCAAUUUUCUUAAUCUCCCGGUCAAACUGCGCAUUCGUAAACUUCGAUACGGAAGAGCACUUACGGCGCGCAAUCGCGCGGUUCAAUGGAAAACAGCUCCCUGAACGGCGGGGUCCGCGACUUGUUUGUCGGGCACGUCGCAAGGAGGAUGAUCUGCGGGCUGGGGUAGGUGGGCAACGGGGAGUGGGCGUGCACACUCGCUAUGUCCGCGAGCAACUUCAGCAAGAACAAACAGACAAGCAGGGGGAAGCACCAAGUGAAGACGAUCAGUCAUCGCCUACCGAUCGCCGUUCAAGUGUAUCGAGCGAGUCAGGGCAUCCACUGGCUGUGUCGGGCGAUGAGGGGGCUGCCAGGGCUCGCCAAGGGUCGCGACUCGAACACAGUGGCAAAGCUCACUCAAGUAGCUCCUAUGGGUCGACAAACUCCAGUUUUCUGUCCCGACAUUUUCCGAAACGGUUUUUCAUUCUCAAGUCUUUAACGCAGUUCGACCUAGACUUGAGCGUCGAAAACGGACUAUGGGCAACUCAAAAGCAUAACGAGGCCAUUCUUGACCAGGCAUACCGCACUAGCAAUGACGUUAUCUUGAUAUUUAGUGUGAACAAGAGCGGGGAGUUCUAUGGAUAUGCACGGAUGGCCGGACGGAUAUUACAGGGCGAGCACAGAGUUUUGUGGGCGUCGCAUGGGGAUUCUUCCUCGUCCUCUCUUUCCUCGUCUCGGCGGGAACCUGACUGUCCCACUCCACUUGCUGCUAACAAUCAGUCCUUCUUCACGCCAUCCGAAAACCGUCUCGUCGAGGAAUCGCCACUGCCUUUUACACCAUAUUCGGGAGGUAACCUGAGCACAAAACCUUCUCCUAUGGUGCCUCACCGAUCAUCUGCACCAGCUGCACUCGGUGCUCGCCCGCAACGGGAAUUUUCAGCAGAGCCUCCGGCUCCGAAGUUCAGCCUCGGUGAUAGCGGGAAGGUUAGGCUAGCCGUCAAGGAUUUUGUAAGCACGACUUCCAAUAUUGUGCUCGACAAGAAUGCGCCAGCCCGAGCGAUGCGGAAUCAGGGGAGCACGGAUGAAGCGAAGUUGGGGGUAUCUGCGUUGCAACCUGUGGAGGAGGAGAAUCACAGUUUAAGUAGUGAUGAUGGUGAUGCUGGGGAAACACAACCGAAGGAUGACGCGAUGCCAUCGACGACCGAAAACGCGGGGAACGAUGAACGAGAUACUUGGGGGCAGGCAUUCAAGGUGGAGUGGUGCUGUACUGACCGUCUUCCUUUCUAUCGUACUCGACACCUUCGGAAUCCUUGGAACCAUGAUCGGGAGAUUAAGGUCUCACGGGAUGGUACGGAGCUUGAGCCAGGGGUAGGUCAACAACUGUUGGAACAAUGGCAGACACUCGUUGCUGCUCCAACGGUAGUGGAGACAAGCAAGUCAGCCGCCGCAAUAGACUAACGUGCAGCCAAGCUCACGUCAAUAGUCUCCUUGACUCUGAAGACGGUGGGGAAUCGUGAUGACUGACACGUUUGCACGUUCUCGAGACUUGAGAAAAUCACGGCACACUUAUCAUCAUAGACCAUCCAUUUUACUCGCAUUCAUUUUGAUCUUCACUCAUCUUCCAGACGUUAUACGACCACAACUUGGAUAUUCACGGGACGAUAAUUUUCAUCUUUGGGAGCAGGGGCUUGUGGCUUUCUAUUUUCGUAUCAUGCCUGUUAUUUAGUAUACUUUCUGGUCAGUAUAUACUGACGCACUUAUACACGCGUACAUGCGAAUCGACCUGAGUCUGAGGAGUGAUGAUGC
Molecule: messenger RNA, 2994 nt
Organism: Suillus paluster
Lineage: Eukaryota; Fungi; Basidiomycota; Agaricomycetes; Boletales; Suillaceae
Product: YT521-B-like domain-containing protein
Exons: 3
Coding region: 1-2646 (881 amino acids)
Biological process (GO): mRNA splicing, via spliceosome; regulation of alternative mRNA splicing, via spliceosome
Cellular component (GO): nucleoplasm
Molecular function (GO): N6-methyladenosine-containing RNA reader activity; mRNA binding
Source: RefSeq, a predicted model, not a curated record